AUGUUAGCUCUACGGAGACGCGACAGCGGCAGUGAGAAAGAGGGGGAAGAUGCACUUUGGGACAGAUUACAAUCUCACGAGGGCGUUUCUACACCUGACUCCAUUGAACACCUUCAACAUUUCAUCCACAAAAGCACCAGACAGGGUGUGUCAACAGCCAAAGACCAGAAUCGCUCGGUUAUCAAGCCAAAUGAAGUACAGCCCGAAACCUCGCAGGGCGAGCAGCAACAGCCACCACUCCAGGACCCUAUCAGGCAAUCCACAGCUCCAUCCCAGAAGACGACGUCUUGGCCUGUGACGCCAUCUGAUAGCUUGCAGGAUGGACAGCCGGAAACGAGUUGCCAGUCAUCGCUCGCCCCAUCGGGCCCCGCCAAAGCAGGCUCACCUAGCAACCAAGCUCAGACCUAUGCAAAGAUUGAGAAGUCACAAGGAGAGAGAGCUGGGAAGGUUGAAACGCAUGUUGAACACCUCAGCAACUCCAACCAAACUCAAAUGCACGGUGAGAGUCUCCAUGGCACCCUGGGACGGUCACUCGCCAUCGGGAGCCAAGUAUCUUUCCGGAAGAGAAAACCACACCCUUGGCCAAAUCCUCAGGACUCGCUGGGAGAGAUGAUCCGAACAACCAAUAAGAAGAUCAAAGGGAAGGCAUGGAUUGCCGAGGGACCAGCUCUGGAUCUAUUCGAGGCUCAAAUACGUCCGAAGAUUGAAAACUUACUGCACGAUAUUGAGCCACCUCAAUGUGCACCUAUAUUUCUUUCAAUUUACAUGAUUGGAAAGGCAGACGCGACUGCCAACCCAAUUGUAAUGAUCUGUUGCUGCGAUCGGAAGGCUCGAAAGGAUGCAGAGGCCCUGAUCCGAGAAAGUGACAUUCUGCAGCAGUUCCCUCAGGUUGGACUCGGAAACAGCUCGUCUCUAUUGGAAACAACUGCAUUUGUGAUUCCUGUUACCGGAAAAUCUCCAGCGACUCAAAUGGGUCGUCAGAGCCCGACAAGCUUUGACAUACAUGCCUCCGGGGAACCAAUCAUUGGGCGGCGGCUUAGGUUCGUCAAGAUCACCGAUGGCAGAGCAACUGUCCGAUUCGCUACAGGCGGACCUUUCAUCCGGAUUGGAGAAAAGACAUACCAAUUGACGGCUUAUCAUACCGGCCAAGAAGACACAGGCGCGGAUUCGGCCGCGCAGUUCGACUCCGACACCGAUGACUGUGAAUAUGAUGGCCAGUCUGAUACAGAUGACGAUGACGGUCAAUUUGAAGGGGAUACCACAAUGAAGGAGUCUCCAAAAGAAACUAGCGACAGCCCGCUCGCAUCUGAAUCUGCGUCGCUGUCAAUGGACAUUUCUUCUAAGAAGGUUGUCCAACAAAAUCUCUGGACCGCGCUAGACAUGUCAGAUGUGAAUCAAAUUCUCCUGAGCCGCAGAAAAAUCGAUUACUUUCUGGUGAGGCUUCUAGCUGGGGAGGCAAGGAAAGCAAGUAACGCAAUCGAGAAGGUUGGAGAUCAUGAUGCGCUUCAGGCCACAGAUAUCGCUGCCAUGCCAAAACCAGGUACCCAAGUGGUCGUGAUCACAUCAUACAGUCAUAUCCAUGGGUCCAUUCUGCUUGGGAUUCAGAGAGCCAAAAUGCAGGGGUUCUACGGCUUUCAAAACCUGAUCGCGGCACGUCUCUCGUCCUCAAUAAAGACAGGCGACUCAGGGUCAGCAGUCUUCGACGCUAACACAGGAUGUUUCUAUGGCCAUGUUGUCAUGGGAUCUGCACCGGACUCGAUCAUUUAUAUCGUUCCCUCGGUUGAUACUUUCACUCACAUUUCUGAAAUGUUUGGAGAAUCUCCGACUCUGGACAUCCGUUCAUCAUUUCUCAACGAAGAGAUUCCGCCCACAGGUUUGCAGCGAGAGCAAGAUCGAAUGAUUGUAACUAAGAGUCUGCUUGAGGAAAUGAACAAAUAUGCAGACAGAAAGCUACGACUAUACCAAUCAGCAACUUGA
This is a messenger RNA of Diaporthe amygdali, 1977 nucleotides long. RefSeq lists its product as uncharacterized. The transcript has a single exon. Lineage: Eukaryota; Fungi; Ascomycota; Sordariomycetes; Diaporthales; Diaporthaceae. The coding region runs from base 1 to 1977 and encodes 658 amino acids. The record is from RefSeq and is a predicted model, not a curated record.